ACAAAGAAGAGACGAGAAGCGAAAACAAAAACCCAAAUCACAUGGCGGAGGUAUUGUUUGGCGUUUCACAGUCCUCUCUUCUGCUCCACCCCAAGAUCGGAUUCUCUUGCGGGAGAGCCAUUUCUCCGGGACUGCCAUCUCCGCCAUCGAAUCCCGUCGGUACAGCCAGAUAUCAGCUGUUCGGGACUUCCUUUGGCAGUUCUCGCCUUCGCUCCGUACACCGAAAUCCUCUCUGCGCUGCGAUCGUCUCCGACACCAAAGCGUCCAACACUUUCACCGUCGACUCGGAGAACAAGGAGGUAGAGAUUGAGUCGGGCACCGGCGUUGAGUCGGACACCGGCGGUGGCGACGGUGACGGAUUCGGUGAUCGCGGCGACAGCGGUGGAGGCGGAGGCCGUGGAGGUGAUAGUAAUCGCGAUAAGGGUGACGGUGACGGCGAAUCGCACGAGAAGAGCGAGAAGAAGAUGGCGUUGUCGAUGUCUCAGAAGUUGACUCUCGGAUAUGCUGCCCUCGUUGGAGUUGGUGGUCUUAUGGGCUAUUUGAAGAGUGGCAGCCAGAAGUCUUUAUUGGCAGGGGGAAUAUCAGCCUCACUACUCUACUAUGUUCACACUCAGCUUCCUACUAACCCCGUCUUCGCAUCAACUCUGGGGCUUGGCUUGUCUGCUGCACUGCUAGGAGUGAUGGGUUCUCGUUUCAAGAGUUCGGGGAAGAUAUUUCCAGCAGGUGUCGUUUCCCUCGUCUCGCUUGUAAUGACUGGUGGCUACUUGCACGGGAUCCUGCGCAGUGCUCACUGAAAAGGUGCAUAAUGUUCAAUGUUGUAUGUUAGCUGAUAGCAGUGACUUCUUAAAAGUUCUUAAAUUCCAAACCAUAUAUGCUGGAUUUUGUAAUCAGUGUUAUGGCUUGUAGACUUCUAAUGCUGUGUAGACUUAUUUUGUAAGAUGUUGUUUUUAUCGAUCCGAACCCUUUUUUGGAGUAUAAUUCAGUCUUGCGUUGUUGUA
Molecule: messenger RNA, 998 nt
Organism: Morus notabilis
Lineage: Eukaryota; Viridiplantae; Streptophyta; Magnoliopsida; Rosales; Moraceae
Product: protein FATTY ACID EXPORT 2, chloroplastic
Exons: 3
Coding region: 42-794 (250 amino acids)
Cellular component (GO): membrane
Source: RefSeq, a predicted model, not a curated record